CACUUUCUGGGUCGCCUGAGUCAGACAUCAGCAGUUGCUGGACAGUCGGUGUAUCGGAUACGGGCUCGCGACGCGAGUACAUCUGCUCGAGCGUGAGACACUGUCACCGCGCUUUGCAAGGCGACACGCCACAUGUCACGACCAAGUCAAUACUUCAAUGCCGAGACUGUUCUUACAUCUGCUACACCAGCUUCAGUGCUCUGCCUAGGUACUACACUACUACCAGCUCAAGCGACGAUCGCUCAGCUCUCCACCGACAUAUCCGUCACUCAGAGACUCAUGGCCGCCCUCGCUAGAAUAGCCAUCAUUACGCGGCUCACCGGAAGCAGCUUAUACUGUCUCACAUUUCCGGCAAGACACGGAAGCCUUAAGAGACACUUUGCACAGCCUUAACGGAUCCCGGAAGUACCAUAGCUUCUAGAAGCGAACUGCCUGCCUAACGGAGCCGAGAACGCAGGGCGUCUGACAGCCUUACGCGAUGUCAAAUCCUACAAGGCUACAACCAGGGGUUUGCAGCCUGAUCCAGCAACCCGAUCGGAGCUUGUAGUACUCAGAAGACAUAACCAGAUGACCGUGUUGUGUGUUAAUCAGAAAGCGAACUGUACUGCUCGUAUUGAAGAAUCAUCGUACCGACUCCCUCCUACAACAAACCCAAAAAAU
Molecule: messenger RNA, 660 nt
Organism: Aspergillus eucalypticola CBS 122712
Lineage: Eukaryota; Fungi; Ascomycota; Eurotiomycetes; Eurotiales; Aspergillaceae
Exons: 2
Coding region: 133-393 (86 amino acids)
Source: RefSeq, a predicted model, not a curated record